This is a messenger RNA of Lactuca saligna, 1635 nucleotides long. The record is from the annotation of a GenBank genome assembly. NCBI's taxonomy places the organism in Eukaryota, Viridiplantae, Streptophyta, Magnoliopsida, Asterales, Asteraceae.
AUGGCUGGUCCAUCUAAUGCAAAAGGAUCAACUUACAUUCAAGUAGAUGUUCAUUACGAUGGAAUGUUUUCCCCCAUUCCUCAUCUUAUAUACUACCUGAAUCAAAAAACGUCAAUUACAGAUGUCGAUUUUGGUGGAUUAAAUUUCAAGGAGUUCAUUCAUGUUCUUGAGGAUGUCACAAAGGGGAAGUGUCCUGUUGUCUACUACUGUCUUGGGCAUAAGUCAAUGCGUGAUGGGUUGACACCACUGAAAAACGAUGAUGACUACAGGAGGUUUCUUGAUGUUGCACAUGGUAACGAGGGAAAGAUUAAUGUAUAUAUUGAUCACUACAACGAUUCGGUGCUUGACUGGAUAGAGGAAGAAAAGGAAGAAAAAAAUGUUGAUAGUGAAAGCUCUGAUGAAGAUAAAGACUCGGUCAUGUCUGAUGCUCUAUCUGUUGAUCAUGAACCCGAUGAAGAGGUAAUACCAUUGACUAAAUCUGAUGAUCCCUUUCUUAACUAUAUUAGUGUUGUCCCUAGAGAUGAGUUUGUUGAUGAGGAUGAUGAUUCAGAUAAUGGAACCAAAGAAGCCCCAAUUUACCCUUAUCAUGACUCAACUCAGAAAUGGGAUACAAUGCAACCCAUCCUUGGUAUGAGGUUUUGUAACCCUCAAGAACUUAAACAGCUUGUCUCAAACUAUGCAGUAGCAAACGGUUUUAACCUUUGAGGUGAGCUUCUUUCAGCUGUAGGUAGAGACGCUAACAACCAUAUUUACCCCAUUGCUUGGGCAGUAGUUGCAGUUGAGAACAAAGAAACUUGGAAGUGGUUUCUAAACUUACUACUUAAGGACAUUAACAUGGGAAAUGGGGCAGGAUUAACCUUACUUUCUGACCAACACAAGGGUCUUAUUGAGGCUGUUAAAGAAAGAGUACCAGAUGCUGAGCAUAGGCAAUGUGCUAGGCACGUCUAUGCUAAUUUCAAGAAAAAAUUUAAGGGUGCUGCAUAUAGGAAGCUGUUUUGGAGGGCUGCAAAGGCCACAACUGUGCAGAGAAAGAAAAUAGUGGACAAGAGGAAACAUCUAAGGUAUUGGUAUGUAAUUCCCAGUGGAGUGCAACAAUUUGAGGUGAGCAUCUGUAGAGAACCAGGACACAACAAAAUAACAUGUCCAUUGUCCAAAGAAGGACCAAGUACUAAAGCCAAAAAGAAGAAGGGUAAACAUGUUCCUGAUGUUGAGGAUGAGUCUGAAUUUGAGAUUGAAGAGAUGGAUGAAGUUGAAAAUGAGUAUGAAUCUGAGUCUGAAUCUGAGAUUGAAGAGCUGGCUGAAGAUGGUGAUGAACCUGAUCAGGGACAAGUUGAUGAACAAGUUGAAGCUGCUGUUGAACCUGCUGUUGAAGCUGUUGUUGAACCUGAUGAACAAGUUGAAGCUGUUGUUGAACCUGAUCAGGAACAAGUUCAUGAACCUGAUCAGGACCAAGUUCAUGGACCUGUUGUUGAGGAACCUGCUGCACAACCCGUUGUUGAAGUUGAACAAAGAGCACAACCAUUGAAGAGGAAAAGGAAAUACUCAGAGAGGAUCACUAAAGUGGCAUUAAGUAGGGUGGUCAACACCAAGGAUGGAUGUGGUUUAAGUGUGAAUAAACCUGUUACACUGGAAUGA